CACUCUACUGUCUCUCAAAGCCCCAUCCUUGACUCUUAGCGCCUUUCGCAGAUACUCCCCCAUGUCCGCCGAACCGCAGUUUGUCGACGCCCACCUCCUCUACUUCUCUCCUCCCAAGGAUGGGUCGAAGCCCUACACUCACGUCAACAACGACCCCGUCACCGGCGAGCGGCGCAUCAAUUGGGUGCCCGAGGAGCACAUCGUGCAGAUCGAGAACCUACGCGGCAAGGAGGACUCGGUGACGCUCGACACCGCCGGCUACCACUACGGCCGCAGCCCAUCCGCUCACAAGGCGUUCACGAGCGACGACGACAUCAAGGCCGAGUACUACCCAGAGAGCAUCGAGCUCCUGAAGAAGAUCACCGGCGCCAGCCGCGUUGUGCCCUUCGACCACACCAUCCGUCGCCGUCGCCCGGGCGAGUUCGACGACUCCCCCGAGAGGCGUCAGCCCGUGCCGAACGUGCACGUCGACCAGACUGCCGCGUCGGCCACCGCGCGUGUGCAGCGACACCUCCCCGCCGAGGAGGUGCCCGCGCUCCUCGGAGGCCGUUUCCAGAUCAUCAACCUCUGGCGCCCCAUCGGGCGUCCGGCGUACGACUGGCCGCUCGCGCUGUGCGACUACCGCAGCGUCGACCCGAAGACCGACCUCGUUCCGACCGACCUCAUCUACGAGAACAUGACGGGCGAGACGAACGGCGUGCUCUUCAACCCGAACCACAAGUGGAAGUAUCUCCGGGGCAUGACGCCGGAGGAAUAUGUCCUGAUCAAGUGGUGAGAAUUUCGAAUUGUA
Messenger RNA from Rhodofomes roseus, 790 nucleotides. RefSeq lists its product as uncharacterized. Lineage: Eukaryota; Fungi; Basidiomycota; Agaricomycetes; Polyporales; Fomitopsidaceae. Gene Ontology annotation, molecular function: oxidoreductase activity. The transcript is spliced from 2 exons. The record is from RefSeq and is a predicted model, not a curated record. The coding region runs from base 62 to 775 and encodes 237 amino acids.